AUGGCUGCUGCUCGAUCCGUGUCUAUUCCCCAUUAUGCCUGGGCAGGUCAGUCGUCCUAUGACCUUGACCGUCUCUCCUGCGUAACCGCGUCGUGGCUGACAUCACUGCAAUCACUGGAAUGUCCCCGGCGCUCCUUCGUCCAGGCGGUCACGCCCUCGUGCUCGCCGGUACAAUCUACACUUUGAUCGGCCUCGUCACGUUCCAGUCCAGGUCCAAGUCGUACUACCUCUCGUACCUCGGCGCGAUCGUCUCGUGGGGGAUCGUCGUCGUGAGUCCGAACUGAGCCUCCGCGAUGCUCUCUGCUCGAUCGCAUUCGCUGACGACGACGACGUUGCUUGUCUGAAACCACUCCUUCCUUGCUCCCUGCCCUGGAAUCGAACUGGUCUGCGCCUACUCUGGACGUUAUCAGUACAAAUCGUUGGGCAUCCCUCAACCCAACAAGGCCUACAUCCAGCGUGCCUUGCUCGACGAGAACGUCCAGGUCAGUGCGACCCCGAACUGACUCCCAGAACACGGCCAAGUACACCUUACUGAAGUUGGCUUUGCGUCCCUCGUCUUAUUGUAGUACCUCAUCCUCGCCGUGUACUGGUUCCUUCAAGUCAGUCCUGACUGUCAUCAACCUGAGGGCCCAGAGUCGCAGACCGAAUCCUGUGCUGACGGUGGUUUCUUCGGUCGUACUCGUUAGAAACCCAUCUACAUCACCCUGAUCCCCUUCGCCACCUUUUCAUUGUUCCACACUUGUCAGUCCGCGCACCGCUCGUUGGUUUCCGAUUGGCCGUUCCGGAAAACGACAUGCUGAUACAUUCUCCUUGGUCCAACCACGACUCGCUGCCCCCAACAGUGACCUUUGUGCGCACGAGUGUCUUGCCCAAACCCCCUUCGACCCCCGCUGGAGCAUCAAAGACGGCUGCACCGCCUGCGACGGGUCAGGCCAAGCUCUCGAAGCAGAUCCAGGUCAGUAGUAGCUCGCCCCACAUCCCCACCUCGGAAUCUUUGCGACACGAGGCUGACCUUUCGGGAUCGGACUUGGAUCGUCAGACAUGGGUCAAGGCCAACUAUGAAAAGGCGAUGCUCUUUGUCGCGUUCGUCGAGGUCGUUCUCGUCUUUGGCCGAGUUCUGCUCGGUGCCAUCACCUUCCGCAACUCGCUCCUCGCGCCGCUCUUCUUCGCCCACUUCCUCCGACUGAGGUACUACCUCUCGCCUCCGACGCGCCAAGCAUUCGCCUGGGUCUCGACUCAGGUCGACCAUGGAAUCAACCACCCGAGCUGCCCUGCACCCGUCAAGAAGGGAGUGACGAUCGCGAGGGAUCUGGUGGGUCUGCCCAACACGUGGCAAAUAGCCUCACCAUGACCAAGUGCUAAUUGGCUCACGUUUCACCUCCUUCGUAGAUCAUCCGAUACUCCGAGUCCGUUCUUCAAGUCGGCGGCCAAGCGGGGGCUCAACAACCUGGAGCCGCGGGUGCUGCAGGUGCACGACCCGCCGCUGCAGGAGCCGCUGCUCGACCAGCACCCACAGCUGCCGCCGGAGCUGGAGCUGCUGCUGGAGCUCGAUAA
This is a messenger RNA of Microbotryum saponariae, 1554 nucleotides long. The record is from the annotation of a GenBank genome assembly. NCBI's taxonomy places the organism in Eukaryota, Fungi, Basidiomycota, Microbotryomycetes, Microbotryales, Microbotryaceae.